AUGAUUCUUGAUCUCAACGUCUUGGUGUUCAAGUUUCAUGUUUUGAAGUCUACACUACCAAUCCACAAUAGAAGUCGUUCUGUUGCCAAUCCCCAAAGAUUGGAUAUGGAUGUUACCUGUGCGUGUGAAUGUGUGUCAAUGAACUUUUGUUAUUGUACAUGUCAGGGCUGGCACCUAGGUCAUAUUCCUAUUAUUUGCUGGAAUGACCUUCGCUGCUUACUGGGCAAAACUGCAAAACUGAAAGUAAAUUUCAUGGAUGAUGGUCCUCCGAAACUGAAAAUCAUCCCUGAUCAUUUUCAAGUUCCAACAUCAAGUUUAGAAUCUCCCGAGAGCAGAACAUCUAUUACAGAACCUGGAACUGAUCAAUCUUCAAGGUCCUCACACCAACAACGGACUUGGGGGAAAUUAAGGACAGCUUUCAUGUUGAACUUGUUUUCUCCUCGGCGACUGUCAUGGGGUUCCAGUUCUGGAGGUCAGGAAAAGGUUGAGCUAACAGCUGCAGAAGUAGAAUCACUUCGAUCAGAGCUUGCUGAUAUAGAGGAGAGGGAAGCUCACUUGAAAGCUCAGUUGGAGCAUAUUGAUGAAGUUUUGCGGUCUGCACGUCUAUCUGGAUAUUUAUACAUUCGAACUAGAUGGGCAUCACUGCCUGGAGAACCUCCACCUAUAGAUGAUACUGAAGUAGAUGAUCGGCUUUCUCGUUUUGUCGUUCUCCACGGACCAUGUAUAUUUUUAUAUUUAUUGUGUACAGAUCUAAGCCCCCAGGACUCGACCCUUCUAUCUGAUAUUAUUGAAGUAGGGAGUUUACCAUGUUUUAAGCAAGAAGAUGAUGAAAUUCAUUUUGCCUUUUAUAUUUUAACUCGUCAUGGAUUGCGAUAUGAAUGCUCAAGCAAUUCUAAGAUACAGGUGGACUCUUGGUUAUCUGCUUUACAAAGCGAAUGCAAAUUGGAAUCUGAUACAUUUUGUAAAGCUGACUGCAAACUGGAAUCUGAUACUUCAAUUCCCAAUUGUUCAACUGAGAUCUAA
This is a messenger RNA of Sphenostylis stenocarpa, 1023 nucleotides long. NCBI's taxonomy places the organism in Eukaryota, Viridiplantae, Streptophyta, Magnoliopsida, Fabales, Fabaceae. The record is from the annotation of a GenBank genome assembly.